Molecule: messenger RNA, 3919 nt
Organism: Plodia interpunctella (Indianmeal moth)
Lineage: Eukaryota; Metazoa; Arthropoda; Insecta; Lepidoptera; Pyralidae
Product: Hydroxymethylbilane synthase
Exons: 7
Coding region: 378-1595 (405 amino acids)
Biological process (GO): heme biosynthetic process
Cellular component (GO): cytoplasm
Molecular function (GO): hydroxymethylbilane synthase activity
Source: RefSeq, a predicted model, not a curated record
ACUUCUAGUUGGUAGUGUUCCAGUAAUAUUGCUAAAAUUCAGGCUUAAAUUGUUAGCAAGAGGAAAUUUGGUUUUAGAUGAUGGCAAUUUUGCUAUGUAAUGACUGCUGUCAAAGUCAAUCAAAUUUCUUAUCUAUUCUGUUCUAUCACAUCUAUCACUAAUCAGGUCUGCUGAUUAUAGCAUUAUCUUGUGAUGCAGUUUUCGCUGAAUUUAUAAAUUUAUUAUUGCAUAAAACUUGUCCACUACAGUGUUAGUGACAAGUUUACGUUAACCUACAUGUUAAAUUUAAAUAUAUAUCAUCACUUGAUAUACUUAUUGACUGUUAUUACAUGACAUAACCUUAACGUUUGUGUAUUUAUUUCAUUCUAUAUAACAUUAUGGAUAAUCGAGGAAAAAAGAUUAUAAACGUCGGUUCCAGAAAGAGUGAGCUGGCCCUGAUUCAGACAAACUAUGUAAUUGACUGUUUAAAGAAAGUUUAUGCUGACAAAGAGUUUAAUAUAGUAACCAUGACAACUCUAGGUGAUAGGAUACUAAAUGUUUCACUGCCUAAGAUAGGAGAGAAGGCUCUAUUCACAAAGGACUUGGAGGACGCCUUGAGGGGCAACACUGUAGACUUCGUAGUACAUUCCCUUAAGGACUUGCCCACUUCGUUGCCGGAAGGUCUAGCUAUCGGUGCAGUGUUUGAAAGAGAAGACCCAAGAGACGCUUUGGUGUUACGAUCGGAAUUCAAGGAACAUACACUUGCAACAUUGCCCGAGGGAUCUGUGAUAGGAACGUCAUCGCUCCGCCGCACGGCGCAGCUCCGCGGCUCACAUCCGCACCUGAAAGUGGUCGACGUGAGAGGCAACCUCAACACGAGGCUGAGGAAACUGGACGCUGAAGACGGGGAAUAUUCAGCGUUGCUGUUGGCCAAUGCGGGGCUGCAGCGGAUGGGGUGGAGUGAGAGGGUUUCGAAGGUGUUACCAUGUUCAGAAAUGCUGUACGCAGUCGGUCAAGGCGCCCUAGCAGUGGAGUGCCGCUCUGGCAACACUGAAAUAUUGGAAAUGUUAGCGCCGUUCAACCACACCGAGACUUACUGCAGAGUGCUGGCUGAGAGGAGCUUCCUUAAGACCUUAGGUGGUGGCUGUAGUGCUCCGGUUGGAAUUUCGACGCGACUGAAGCCUUUUGACACGAAAUUUAAAUUGACCAUAACCGGGGCCGUGUGGAGUAUGGAUGGCUCCACCAAGAUCGCCCACACUUUGGAACAAACAUUUGAUCAAAUAAAGAAAACGUCAAAACACAAACAUAGUCCUGUCGAAGAAAAUGAGACGAAAAAAUUCAAAGCCGAUGCCGCUGUCAACCCUAUAGAAGAAUUGAAUCAAAAAAUUUCAAAUAAAGAAGUCAGAACUUGUGAAGACACCAUAGAUAGAAAAGUUGAGAAUUUGAAUUUAGAACUGUUUUGCGGCCUGACUGAAAAUAUUAGUAUGCCCAUAGACGUGAUAAAAAAAUGUGAAGAGCUCGGGGUGAAUUUGGCGGGAAAUUUGAUUUCGCAAGGUGCUAUAGAGGUUAUGAAAGUUACCCAAGAUAUUAUUAGAAGUUCCGUGGCGAACAGCUGAUUGUAUACAUCUAUUUUUGUACAUUUGUGCUGUACAAGUUGUACCUGUUUUAUAUUAAAGUUUUUUUGUUGGAAUUAGUAAAAUUACAAAAACAAUCUUGGUUCAAUAUUCUAAACUCUCGCUUUUUUACGGGAUUAACUAAUGGCGACCCGUUUCAUGUCAUAGUUUUUGAUAGUUUAUAUCGUGAGAUAAAUUAUGAACUAAAGUUUCCACGGUGACAUAUAAUCGCCAUUGGCAUGUAAAUGGCGAUUAUAUGUCAAAUCAGAUUAUAUGGUAAAUUUACGCACAAAGAAUAUUGAAAAAUAUCCGAAAAAGUAGUACUUACUGAGAUCUCACUCUAGACAGAGUAGAGCAAAACAUUGAGGGUGCGAUUCAUUUUAUUGGGUAUUUCAUUUCAUUUUAUUUUUUUUUCAACACUGGGUGUUUACAACCUUAGUAUUGCAGUAAUAAUAAAAAAUCAAAAAUCAUUUUUUACUCUUUAUAGACAGGCAGUCUAGUGCGAUUGUAAUUUUACUAAAUCAGUCAAAGCUCGAGCUUAUCUGUUGUUAUUAUGGUAAUUCAUUGAUAUUCUAUUUUAAUUUGUUAUUAUCAUUGUUAAGUACACAACACACCAAUGCUAUAGUUUUUAUAACACGUUCACUGCGGUUAAAUAGAGCCAGCCUUUAAGUCCAUAGCCAAUUAACCUAUAAAAAAUCAUCGCAAAAAUUACAUACUUACCUAUAUCCCUGGGCGUUUUCGAGUAUGAAAACCAUUGUUUCGGUUUCGUAUGAUGCUUCGUCGCCGUGUUUGAUGGCAGAUUCAUUUUCUUCAGUAUCUUGCAUUCAUUGGCUCACAUAAAACGGUCUUUGUAAGCUUUUGCUCUGUUCUAUUUCCUCGAUCGAAGCUACUUGGGGACACUAUUGGGAGGUUGGUAUUAUUUAAUAUGAAAUGGAUGUGGAGAUAGUACUUAGUCUAGAUAUUUUAUUCGCUACCUCGGGGCUAAUUUAUUUAUAAUUUGUAUUCCCCAAGAUUUUGCAAGAUACAAAAAUGUUAUUAAAUAAGAGUGCAAAGAAAGAAGUGCCUUGCAAUAUGUGGAAUUAUCAAUAGCAACUGUUGUUAAGAGCCGCUGUGUCUGUGCGACUUUUCGUGGCGCAUUCUCUAAACAUUUAACUAAAGAAACAUGAACAAAUAAAGUUAAUUUUUCAAGUUUAGGAGAUAACUAUAAAAAGUUAUCGUAAAUAUAUGACAAUAUUUAUUUCUUAACAGAUGUCUCUGUUUAUUCAAAGUUAUUUAAACAACAAACUGUCGAUAAAAUUUAUUAUCAAUGGCGGAUGCCACUUGCAUUUGAAAGAUUGGUAAAACAAUAUCACACCAUAGAUAGGUACCAUUUUCAAAAUUUUAAAGCUUUUAAAAGGGUUUAAGGCAGACUACACACAAUUCACCAAACUUUGGCGGAUUCGGUAUAUAUUGCUGAUUUUUCAUUGCGUUAAAUCAAAGCACUCAUACAAACUAAGCAAAGUUCGGCGAACACUUUGGUGAUAGUGUGGAGCAGGCAUAAGACAAUCUGCUGGCUUCAACCUUAUGAGCACAAUCUCUUUGACAAACGAUCCUUCUUUCAUAAGACCUUUACAUAAAGGUGGUAGGUACUCAAGGGUGGUUCACUGACCGUUUCGACAGCUGCGGUCGCGCUGUCAUUACAAUUUUUCAAAUUUUAACAAAGACAAGAAUGAGUUUUACUAUAUCACUUUACAUUAAUUACUCUGUACUUUAGUAAUGUCAAUUAUUUUAUAAAUGAUCAUUUAUGGAAAUGAUUCCUUCCUCAAGAAAAUUGACCGAUUGUAAUGACCGCGCAGGCGCAGCGGUCGAAACGCUCUGCGAACCACCUUAAGAGGACGAAACCCGCUAGUACCACCCGGUGUUAGUGGGAACACGGAAAAAGUCGGGUAAUAGAGUCAUGUCUUGCUUCGCUGUUUCCUAUAGAUUUUGACGUGUGUUGAUGUACGUCGAAACUCCAUACAAUUUCCGCGUUGUUUGUCGGUGGACGUCAAAAAUGACGGAGCGCGACAGCCAUGGGACAUGGCUCUUGAUAACUGACCACUUUGUGUGUAUCGUCCCUCAGUAGAAAAGUUUUAUCGUACACUACAUAGUGUCACCUCUAAAAAAGGUAUAAACAUAAGAAAUAAUUGUGAAGUCUUUUUGUUUUUCUGAUCUCGAAAAUUCCACGAAAUAUUAUAACCUGUAUUAGUUUACGAUGGAAUCACGUACUUAUUAUUAUCAGAAAUGUAGUUAUAGUUUAAUAUAUUAUUGUGUAUUUACGUUAAAUAAAUUAUGUUUAUUGGUGGGGA